Messenger RNA from Onthophagus taurus, 367 nucleotides. It is a transcript of the gene ND-MNLL, whose product is annotated as NADH dehydrogenase (ubiquinone) MNLL subunit. NCBI's taxonomy places the organism in Eukaryota, Metazoa, Arthropoda, Insecta, Coleoptera, Scarabaeidae. Gene Ontology annotation, cellular component: respiratory chain complex I; mitochondrion. The record is from RefSeq and is a predicted model, not a curated record.
UCCUACGGUAGUAAUCUGCGCAAUUUAUAGCGAUUACUCGCGUACUCAACAUUGGAAGAGUCAGCUAUUAAGCGAGAAGAAAAAUGUUGAUGAUUUUGCCUAAAGGAUGGCCAUGGAUGGCUUUUCCCCUUGUUGGAUAUGGAAUAGGAUGGUUUUUGGAUAGGAAAGAAACCGAAAGGAUGGUGUUAUUCCGCGAUAAAAGUGCUUUGUAUGGAAGGGUAUUAAAGGAAGGUGAACAACCAUCGUGGCCAUAGAAUGUUUUAAUUGAUAGCUAAGAUCUAAGCUAUAUAGAUGUUUGAGAAAAAUAAAUUACAAAUUAAGAAAAUGUUUUAUUAAUAUUAUUUAAUAAAAUUAGAUUUUUAAUCAG